ACUUACUCCUAGAACUAGGUACCUCUGCCCAUUCAGCUUCUCCCCCGAGACAUCAUAUUGUCUACUAUCCCAAAUUAAUGAUACGAAAAAUGGCAUCUUCCGCGACUUGCAUUUUCUGCAAGAUUGUCAAGGGUGAAAUCCCCUGCUUCAAGCUCGUCGAGACCGAAAAGACUCUUGCCUUUCUCGACAUCCAGCCUCUUUCCCGCGGUCAUGCCCUCGUAAUCCCCAAACACCACGGCGAGAAACUCGCCGACAUCCCCGACGACUCCCUGUCCGAGCUUCUCCCCAUCGCCAAGAAGCUCGCCAUCGCCUCGGGCGCCGUCGACUACAACAUCCUGCAAAACAACGGCAAGCUGGCGCACCAGGAGGUCGGACACGUGCACGUGCACAUGAUUCCCAAGCCCAACGAGAAGGAAGGGCUCAUUGUGGGGUGGCCGCAGCAGGCGACGGACAUGGAGGCGUUGAAGAAGUUGCAUGCCGAGAUUAAGGAGAAGUUGUAGGUAGAGCGAUAAUGAAUGGGUGAUGAAUGAAA
Molecule: messenger RNA, 532 nt
Organism: Neurospora tetrasperma FGSC 2508
Lineage: Eukaryota; Fungi; Ascomycota; Sordariomycetes; Sordariales; Sordariaceae
Product: hit family protein 1
Exons: 3
Coding region: 90-500 (136 amino acids)
Biological process (GO): nucleotide metabolic process
Molecular function (GO): catalytic activity
Source: RefSeq, a predicted model, not a curated record